Molecule: messenger RNA, 1803 nt
Organism: Exophiala aquamarina CBS 119918
Lineage: Eukaryota; Fungi; Ascomycota; Eurotiomycetes; Chaetothyriales; Herpotrichiellaceae
Exons: 3
Coding region: 1-1803 (600 amino acids)
Molecular function (GO): DNA binding; protein binding
Source: RefSeq, a predicted model, not a curated record
AUGGCGAUCACCUUGGACUCUCUACCCGACGAGGUCAUACAGUUAAUUCUGACGCACUUACCACCAACCACAACAGUCGCGGUUCAGCGCACCAGUAAGCGAUUUAUGAACAUUGUCAACGAGCCUCUUUUGUGGAAAUCCUUCUGUCGAAACUCGUUCAGGUGGUGGGAUCGACACUGGAAUUUUCAUAUAAAUCUAGCAGAUCCAUCAUUCCUCAACUGGAAGGUUCUUUUUGGCAAUCGCUACGAGUCAUAUCUUCAAACUAGACGGCGUCUUGACAAUAUUGUCACUAAUGAAAUUGGGCGUCUUCGUGAAAUCCAGAACAUUCUGAGCACAGGCUAUGAUGCCAAAGAUGCACUGUUGGACCUGUACUGGAAUUCCUCGUCCUCGCCAAAUCACCUGGCCCAAAGCAGAUAUUGGAGCCAUGCUGUUCUCGGCUGCCUACACCGCCUUAUCGCUGUCGAGGAAUGGCUAGCCAUCAAGCAGGCGAGUAUGCCGUACGUUCGAGAAAGCUCGCUCCCCUACGAAAGACCUCUUGCGGCACUUGACAUGUUCAUUCUAGAGGAACACAGAGAGGGGGAUGUUGACGAUAUCUUUGCUCGCCUAAACUCCUACGUCGACUCAGUGCGCUGCGGUUGCCCACUGAUUGACGAGUUGACACCACGACAAAAAGCGGUUGCCAUUGCCGAUCAUCUACUUGAGAAGAAGUGGAUAGGCAUUCACGAUAAUCGCCACUAUCACAGCCUAGACCACAUGUUCUUGGGGGUUUCGCUAUUCAGCUCGAACAGAAACUCUGUCCCGUUGAUCUCAUGCAUUAUAUUUUGCUACGUCGCACGCGCAUUCGACCUUCGCGCCGCCCCGUGCAGCUACCCUUUCCAUGUCCACGCUCUCAUCCAGCCACCCCAGGGAAUCGAUCUGGAUGGUAACCCGCUUCCAGAAGGCGAGAACCAGGAGCCAUCGAGUCAAACACAUCUCUACAUGGACCCUUUCAACAACUCCAACCCAAUCUCUCGGUCUACCCUCGAAAACCGUAUUCGAUUCAUCGGCCCCACAACCACAGCGUCACAGACCGAAUCAUAUCUCUCAGCCGCUUCUCCUCGCGAUCUCACAAUGCGGACAGCCCAUAAUAUCCUCUCUUCACCAUCCCACUACGCCGGCCCACCCGUACACCCGGUCAACCCCAAUCUUGCGACCUAUGCAGCUCUCUUCUCCCUGGUGCUCCUUCCAUCGCUUCCAACCGCCCAUCCGGCUCAAUUGCGCCAACAUCUCGCCGUCUUGACGCAACAUUUUCUGGAGUUCUUCGAGCUCGACGUCCAUCUCUUCGAAACGCGGAUUCUGCCACUGACAAACUCGUUGCCAGACGCUCGUUCGUAUCGAAAUCUGAUUCACUCACUCAGAGAUUCGGACAAUGACUCCCGGGUACCAAAGUACCGCACGACUGAUCCACGCAAUGAAAAUGUCCAGUUCACGGUUGGCCAGGUCUUCCGUCACCGGCGCCGUGGGUACCUCGCCAUAAUCUACGGCUGGGAUCCAUAUUGCAAAAUGCAGGAGCAAUGGAUCACCAUGAAUCAAGUGGACACCUUACCGAAUGGUCGUCAUCAGCCGUUUUACAAUGUCAUAGUUGAGGAUGAAUCGACACGCUAUGUCGCCGAGGAGAAUGUCGUGCUGCUCCAGCCUGGUGAGAUCUCAAAGGAGGAAUUGAUCGGUUCGUUUCCCAUCGAGAUUGGAAAGUGGUUCAAACGCUAUGAUGAAGCGUCGGGCAUUUUCGUGAGUAACGUCAGGCAGGAGUAUCCAGAAGACUGA